This is a messenger RNA of Alosa alosa (allis shad), 438 nucleotides long. RefSeq names its product histone acetyltransferase p300-like. Gene Ontology annotation, biological process: positive regulation of transcription by RNA polymerase II. Gene Ontology annotation, cellular component: transcription regulator complex; histone acetyltransferase complex. The record is from RefSeq and is a predicted model, not a curated record. NCBI's taxonomy places the organism in Eukaryota, Metazoa, Chordata, Actinopteri, Clupeiformes, Clupeidae. Gene Ontology annotation, molecular function: chromatin DNA binding; transcription coactivator activity; histone acetyltransferase activity.
GCCCUACUGACUGACUUUUCACAAGAUCAUGAAGACUGAAGAAGAAGAAGAAAAAUGUACCAUUUCUGCAAGAAGUGCUUCAACAAGAUCCAGGGUGAGAGUGUGUCUCAGUUUGAGAAGAAGAAGAAUGACACACUUGAUCCUGAAAUGUUUUCAACCUGUUUGGACUGUGGGCGUAAAAUGCAUCAAAUCUGUGUUCUACACCAUGAUACAAUUUGGCCAUCAGGAUUUGUAUGUAACAGCUGUCUGAAGAAAUCGAAUAAGUCGCGGAAGGAGAAUAAAUAUGCAGCCAAGAGGCUGCCUCAGACUAAACUCAGCAGCCAUCUGGAGACGCGGGUGAACGACUACCUGAGACAACAUUCUCACCCCAAAGCCGGUGAUGUCACCAUCCGCGUGGUUCACGUCUCCGACAAGGUUGUGGACGUCAAACCAGGAAUG